GUUCCUUCCCUUUCCCUUCCCGCGGCGGCAGCGGGAUGUGGUGGCCGGCGCUGGGCGCCGCGCUGGCGCUGUACGCGCUGCUCCGGUACCGGCAGCGCCGAGCCCCGCCGCCGGCCCUCGCCCGGCCCUCGCUGCGCGGCCGCACCGCCAUCGUUACCGGGGGAAGCGGCGGCAUCGGCGCGGCCACGGCGCUGGAGCUGGCCCGCUGCGGGGCACGGGUCGUGCUGGCGACCCGCAGCGCCCCGCGCGGGGAGGCCGCCGCCCGCCGCAUCCGCACGGAGACUGGGAAUCCAGAUGUGCGGUUCAUGCAUCUGGACCUGGCCAGCCUGCGCUCGGUGCGAGCCUUUGCCAGCGCCUUCCUGCGUGAAGAACCCCACCUGCACCUCCUCAUCAACAACGCCGGGGUGAGCGCCGGGGGCACGACGGAGGACGGCUUCAGCCUCGCCUUCCAAGUGAACCACCUCGGGCACUUCCUGCUGACGGAGCUGCUGCUGGAGCGGCUGCGGAGCUGCGCGCCCAGCCGCGUGGUCAUCGUGGCCUCCAGCGCCCACCGCGCCGCCCGCCUGCGCCUCGACACCCUGGGGAGCCCAUCCCCGGGGCCUCUGGGCGCCUUCCAGGACUACUGCGACAGCAAGCUGGCCAACGUGCUGCACGCCCGCGGGCUGGCCGCGCGCCUGCGGGGCACCGGCGUCACGUGCUAUGCCGCGCACCCAGGGUUCGUGGACACGGAGCUGUUCCGGCACGCUCCGCUGUGGCUGAAGCCGCUGCUGGUGCCGGUGGCCCGGCUCUUCUUCCGCAACGCGGCCGAAGGGGCGCGGACGCCGCUGCACUGCGCCCUUCAGCGCGGCCUCGAGCCCUUCAGCGGCUGCUACUUCAGCGACUGCGCCCCGCGGGCCCCGUGCCCGCCCGGCCGGGACGAGCGGCUGGCGCGGGCGCUGUGCGAGGCCAGCGAGCGCCUGCUCCGGCGGCGCGGGGACGGGGACGGGGACGCGGGCGCGGGCGCGGCGGCGCGGCGGCAGUAAACGUGGCCGUGGUGAGCGGAGCUGGCUCCGGGUGGUGCCCUGCGGUGGCGUGGUCGUGCCGCGGUGGUCACGCCGUGCGCUGCACACGCUGGAGUGCACUCGCCUUGCACAACCCGCAGUGCCUUGCACACCUGUAAUCACGCUGUGGUGCGCGCACCACGCCAUACACACGUGUAAUCGUGCUGCGGUGUGCGUGCAUGGCUUGCACAAGUAUAAUCAUGCUGCAGUGUGCACAC
Messenger RNA from Strigops habroptila (Kakapo), 1258 nucleotides. It is a transcript of the gene DHRS13, whose product is annotated as dehydrogenase/reductase 13. The transcript is spliced from 5 exons. The coding region runs from base 36 to 1022 and encodes 328 amino acids. Lineage: Eukaryota; Metazoa; Chordata; Aves; Psittaciformes; Psittacidae. The record is from RefSeq and is a predicted model, not a curated record.